AUGGCCCUCUCCAACCAGACAGAGGACAGCCCCCUGCUCUUCAUUCUGAGGGACAUCCCUGGACUGGGCUCCGCACAUCGCUGGCUGGUGAUCCCGCUGGGCUCCCUGUACCUCGUCUCCUUUGUGGGGAACGGCACCAUUCUGGGCCUGGUCUGGGCCGAGCGGGGCCUCCACGCGCCCAUGUACCUCUUCCUGUGCAUGCUGGCCCUGGCCGACCUGGGCCUUUCGGCCUCCACUCUCCCCUCCAUGCUGAGCGUCUUCCUGCUUCGCUCCAGAGUGGUGGCGGCUGAGGCCUGCUUCGCCCAGCUCUUCUCCAUCCAUACUUUCUCUGUCAUCGAGUCGGCUGUGCUCUUAGCGAUGGCCUUUGAUCGCUUUGUGGCCAUCUGGAACCCUCUGAGGUACACCUCCAUUUUGACCAGCUCUACGGUGACUAAGAUGGGGGCGGCCAUUGUUCUCCGAAGUGUCAGCCUCCACCUUCCUCUGCCCUUCAUGCUGAGGGAGCUCAGAUACGGCAAGGCCAAGGGACUUUCUCAUUCCUACUGUGUCCAUCCAGACGUCCUCAAGCUAGCCUGCGUGGACACACGCGUGAACAGCGCCUAUGGUCUUUUCGUGCUGCUCUCCACGCUCGGGCUGGACUUUCUCCUCAUCCUCCUUUCCUACGCCAUGAUCCUGAAGAUGGUGCUGAGCCUGGCUGCCUGGCGGGAGCGCCUCAAGGCCCUCAACACCUGCGUCUCCCACAUCUGUGCCGUCCUCCUCUUUUAUACCCCCCUGCUGAGCCUCUCCAUGAUCCACCGCUUUGGGAAGAAAAUGCCCCCGCAGGUCUACCUGCUUCUGUCCUACCUCCACUUCCUCCUACCCCCGGUGCUCAACCCAGUGAUCUACAGCGUGAAGACCAAGGAGAUCCGGCGACGACAGCGGCAGCAGCUCAAGCAGAGAAGGGUCUCUCCUGUCUCCUGGGAGCUGAACUGCAACUUUAAUGCAAAACUUACAAAAUGUAGAGUCACAAACCGUGUGGGGCAGCACUUGAACCCAAAAGCAACAGGUCAAACACGGAUGCAGCUGUCAGCUAAAAACAGGCAAGGGGGGGGGGAAGAGCCCCCCUUCCUUGCAGCUGGGGGCCCAAUUCAGGAAGAACCCAGAACUGCAGGAAGAGUGGGCUCAGCGAAAGUGCUGGAUCUGGCCCAGUGGAGGCAAACCCCAAAGGCAGGCGGGGAAGCUGUCGCUGCCUCCCCCACGGAACACAAGGUGCCCCCUCCCACACCCGCGAGAAAACAAACGGCAGCAAGGAGCAUGUCUCCUUGA
Heteronotia binoei (common prickly gecko) is the source of this 1302-nucleotide messenger RNA. Its product is annotated as olfactory receptor 51G2-like. Bases 1 to 1302 code for a protein of 433 amino acids. The record is from RefSeq and is a predicted model, not a curated record. The transcript is spliced from 2 exons. Gene Ontology annotation, molecular function: olfactory receptor activity; G protein-coupled receptor activity. Gene Ontology annotation, cellular component: membrane. Gene Ontology annotation, biological process: G protein-coupled receptor signaling pathway. NCBI's taxonomy places the organism in Eukaryota, Metazoa, Chordata, Lepidosauria, Squamata, Gekkonidae.